AGUGCAAGUAUAAACAGAACCUGUAUAAACAGUAGUGCAAAUAUGUUUUUAAUAAAGUUAAAAUUAUUUAUCUGCUAUCUGAGGACAACUGAUUUUGUAGGCAAUAGGCCAGCAUAUAGUAAUUAAAUAAAUACAAAUAAAAAAUGUAUCUAUAAAAGAACCUUGCAUGUUUUCAAAGGACCCCCUGAUUAUAACCUUGAUUCUUUCUAUUCAUGAUUUUUUUAAAUUAAUUUCCAACAGAAUAUUAUAACUGAUUUAAGGAGCAAGCAAAUGAAAGGAACAUUUGGUACUGGGUUGAUUAUUAAAUUGCUGGUAUAUAUUUUUUUAUUUAUAGGGGAGUCAUGCUGAGGUUUUGCGCUCUGCAAGACACCUAGUAUCUCUACUUUCAUCACAUGAGAGACCUGGGACUACAGUCAUGGCUGAACAAAGCUCCAGGCAGGAUAAUAGCAGGGGGAUGGGGAAGCAGGAAGCUAUUACUCGUGGUGCCAGAAGAUUGUGGCUAUACUGGCAAAAUUCUAAAAUCAGCUAGUAAAGGUCCACUUUAUGUAGCACCACUUCAAGAAGAGCUGGACACUACACCACUACCCCCUACAUCUGAAUCAUUCAGCAACAUGCCAAAAGCUUUAUGUCAGAAGUGCAAAACAAUGUACCCACUCCAAGUCCUGGCUAAACAUGUCCAAUUUUGUGAAGUCACAGUUGUGGAGGACUGUGUAGAAGAAUCAGGCUGUGAUAUUAAUGAGCAGAAAGGGAGCAAAUCACCUAUUAAUCACACCUGUCCAAUAUGCUUGCAACAUUUCCCUUCCGAGGCCAUUGAACUUCAUGCAAGUUCAUGUGGUGAAAGUGCUCCUGACAGAAGUUUGGAAGUUACAGACAUAACUUUGCCCAGCUGUAGUUUUAAACCUCUGGAGGAUUGGCAGUCAGUCCCAGACCCCACCAAGGCUAUGUCUCAGUUUCGAGAGGGACAACUUCAUAAUCAUGCAACAGAGACACCUUUGAAUAUGCACAUGGACAUGAGAAGCACUCCAGCAGAGCGAGAUAGGUCUCUUCUCUCUUUCUACAAGAAGCCUCAUGUGGAAUGGGCUCGGCCUUUGCACUGCAUAUUGGAAGGUGAUUGUGCAGUUGGUGAAGGUAUUACACGAUUCUUUUUCUCAAACUCUAUUGAAAAACUGAAGUCUGGAUUUUCUGUAAACCUCGCAAACGCUGGAGUCACCAAACUCUUUGAGGGAGAAACGGACCACUUGGUGCCAUCAUCUUCCCCCUUUCUUGUCGACAGUGAUCUCUUUGUUGUUGCUGGGAGAAUUCUGGGACACUCUUUCAUACACGGAGGACCAUGCUUAUCUGGUUUAAGUCCAGCUUUCGUGCAUGUACUACUGGGAGGAAAUCCUGACACUGCAACUGUACAACUAAACGACUGUCCAGACUUGGAUAUCCGUGAUACAGUCAAGCUUCUUGAGAAGUCUGAACUUUCGGAGCAAGAAAUAAAUCAAGUGCAAGUCUUGGCAUAUGCCUGGGAUCUACCCGGUGUUACUAAUACCAACAGGAGAUGGCUUUUUGAAAAGAUGCUCAUCCAUGCUGUAAUUGGACGACUAUCAAGGCAAAUCAAACAAUUAAGACGUGGCCUGAAGGAAACCCCGAUUUGGGCAUUUUUGCUUCAACGCCCAGAUGCAGUGUCUUUCCUUUUCCCAAGAGAAACAAUGGAGUGUAACCCAGAGUUAAUUCUGCAGGCAAUUUGCUGGCCUGGACAAGAGGAAGAGGAUUCGGACUCUGAAUAUUCCCUAGCAACCAAAUGCUGCAUCUCUGGAUUCCUCCGUCAGUUCAUUGAAACUGCAUCACCUGCUGAGGUCAAGAACCUGCUAAAAUUCUGGACAGGUUGGGAGGUUUUACCCCGAGAGCUCACCUUUAAAAUUGUUAAAGGAAACCUUCCAACAGCUUCUACCUGCUUUGAGGUGCUCAAGAUCCCUGGACAUUACAAGGACUUUGAAUCUUUUCGGAUUGAUUUGCUGGCAUGCAUUUGUACACAUCACACAGGGUUUGGGCUCAUUUAGGUUAGAUUAUACUUUUCCUUCUUUAAGGAAUGUGGCAGUUUGCCUUCUGUGAAUGUUAAAACUGCUGCUUUUUACAGCUAGAGCAUAAAGCACUGUUUUAAAAACAGCUGAAGAAGUGUUCGUUGUAGGUGCACUGUAUGUUCCCCAGUUAGCCUGUCCAAGUUCAAAGGGUCCAUUGUUAAAACUAAAAGAUAUAGAAUUUCUGAAAUGUAGAUUCAGUUUUAAAUGUUUUAUGUUCAGCUGGCUCAGUGUUUAAGCUCAGCAAAGGGACAAUUGUUGAAAGAAGCUGUUGGUGUAAGAUCUAUUUGCAAUCAGUUUUAAAUGUUUUACGUUAGCCCACUCUAUAGCUGGCAAAGUGUUUUAGCUCCUCAACGGGACAAGUGUUGAAAGUAGAUUGCUGUUAGUGUAAGAUGAAUUUGCAAGACUUCUGAAAUGUAAGUUCAGUUUUAAAUAUCUUGACAUUUUAGCACAGUUUUAAUAUUUUAUAAGCUGGUUCAUUUUUCAACGUACAUUGUUUUAUCUACUCUACAACUAGCAAUGGGCUUUGAAGUUUAUAUGUCCGAAGUUUGCUAAAAAGCCACUUAUGUUUAAUUACAUUUACAUGUAAUACUUUUCAAUAAACCUGAAUGAACAUUCA
Messenger RNA from Astyanax mexicanus (Mexican tetra), 2682 nucleotides. RefSeq lists its product as uncharacterized. Gene Ontology annotation, molecular function: ubiquitin-protein transferase activity. Bases 393 to 2045 code for a protein of 550 amino acids. The transcript has 11 exons. Lineage: Eukaryota; Metazoa; Chordata; Actinopteri; Characiformes; Acestrorhamphidae. The record is from RefSeq and is a predicted model, not a curated record.